AUGAUCUCCAAAGUAUUUCUUGCCUAUAUUUUGUUUGCCCUUGGUGCCAUCCCAGCUUCGUCGGUAGCCAAGCCCACUGCUGCCGCCGACGCCGAGGUUCCGGGAACACCCGCCGGCGCCCACUUAUCCACUGGAAAUGUUACGUUAGCCCCGAUCAGCCAAACGCCAGCCCAUCCCGCCACCCCGGCAAAUUCUACGACGAGUGCAAACAUCUCGGCGGCUGCCGGCCACCCUCCGGCCAAUGUCACCAGUGGGCCAAAAAGCGGCAAUGCGACUGAUACGGUUACUGCCCCAAAGGAGACCAAGACAAACGAAACCUCUGCUGCUCCUCACGCCGCCCAACCUAAUGCUGAAUCGCCCCCCACGACAACUUGCUUCCCCAAAAGUAAAUCUCAUGGCAUUGAAAACCAUCAUUGUGACAAGGCCCUGGAUAAAGUGGUAUUUUCGACAAACCAAACACUUGACAAGUUUUCUAGUCUAGUUUUCGUUAAUUAUAAAACAUGCAACAUUCACAUCCGAAAGCCUCAGAAUGGAACUUUGAAAAAGGUCGAUCUCAUCUUGAUGGUUCAUAACCUCACUGCCGACUGUCACUCUGUAGGAGGAGUGCGUUCACAAUCCUCGAAGGUCGCUGUACAAAUCGAGCGUGGUACCAAGGAAAACGUGCACGAUGUUGACAUCCCAGUUUGCAAGAAAGAGGAAUGUCCACUCACCCAAAGUGAUUGCUUGAGUGCUUUCUAUCAACUCCCCACAAAUUUUAAGGGAGUCUUUAUCAAUGGGAAGGCAAAGAAACCCUUCGCUCGUGCCACUAGUGGAAACUGCACUGUCACCGCGUCGACUACCGAUCUGUCUGAUUUCAUGAUGUCUCGACAAUUUGUCUUGCCCACUAUGAGGAAGCUCGUCAAUCAAUGCGGUGAACAUCCCGGCAAGAUAUACUUGAGCGGCGGCACGAAAGGGUACAACGGUGACAUCUGGCUUUCUACUCGUGCAUCCAACAAGGACCUGUGCCACUAG
Messenger RNA from Puccinia triticina, 1011 nucleotides. RefSeq lists its product as uncharacterized. The coding region runs from base 1 to 1011 and encodes 336 amino acids. The transcript has 9 exons. The record is from RefSeq and is a predicted model, not a curated record. Lineage: Eukaryota; Fungi; Basidiomycota; Pucciniomycetes; Pucciniales; Pucciniaceae.